AUGGGGACAAACAGGACUAGCCUUCAAGCGGGUUACACCCGGCUUGUUUGCUGCACAGGUUGGAACUACACUAUGAAUUUCCUUAGACACAUUCGCAAAUUCUCCCUCCCCCUCACUGUCAGUCAUCGUCUCUUAAUAUCAAGUGCAGCGUCUGCUUCAAAGCAGCUCGAACGCGACUGCUGGAGCUGUCUCAAACGUAUUAGCUGUCAGACCUUCUUCUGCGAGUGUGGCAAAGUUCAGUCUUUCAGUCCCUCAUGGAACUACUUCGACUACUUUGGUUUCACCAAGCCCACUAUGCGUAUUGACUUAAAUGAGCUUUCCCGCAUGAAGCGCAAACUCCAAAUGGCCUUUCAUCCUGACAAAUUUGCUCGCUCUACCAAGGAGGAGCGAGAGAUCGCAACCACCGUCUCCACACAGAUUAACGAUGCAUUCACGGUCCUCUCCAAUCCGAUCACACGAGCUGAGUACAUUUUAACGCUUAACGGAAACCCCUGCUCUUCGGAAGAUGUCGCUAUCACCGAUACCGCCUUCCUCACCGAUGUGCUGGAGGCCAACGAACACGUGGACGAGUUGGCCGAGAUGGUGAAGACGGAAGAGUGUAAACAGACGUUGGAACGUGUUCUGGCUGCACUUUACGCCAUCGUGAUGACACGAUGGGGUAGGGAGAUGGACCAAUUGACCCGAUUUAUCGACGCGGCGAACUGGGAAGCCGCGCACCAAGCCAUCUCGCGUUUACGUUACUACGAACGCCUGAAGAAGCGCCUCCAGGAUCUAAGACCUGAUUUCGCAACGAGAGGCAUUAGAACCCCCUUCAAUGGUAGGGGAGUUGACUGUGAUUCGUCUCUGGGAUAG
Echinococcus granulosus is the source of this 852-nucleotide messenger RNA. RefSeq names its product Co-chaperone protein hscB. The record is from RefSeq and is a predicted model, not a curated record. Gene Ontology annotation, molecular function: protein-folding chaperone binding; ATPase activator activity. The transcript has 4 exons. Gene Ontology annotation, biological process: protein complex oligomerization; [2Fe-2S] cluster assembly. Lineage: Eukaryota; Metazoa; Platyhelminthes; Cestoda; Cyclophyllidea; Taeniidae. Gene Ontology annotation, cellular component: mitochondrion. Bases 1 to 852 code for a protein of 283 amino acids.